Messenger RNA from Tachysurus vachellii, 3459 nucleotides. RefSeq names its product cholinergic receptor, nicotinic, alpha 1 (muscle) (gene chrna1). NCBI's taxonomy places the organism in Eukaryota, Metazoa, Chordata, Actinopteri, Siluriformes, Bagridae. Gene Ontology annotation, cellular component: neuron projection; postsynaptic membrane; synapse. The record is from RefSeq and is a predicted model, not a curated record. Gene Ontology annotation, biological process: nervous system process; chemical synaptic transmission; regulation of membrane potential. The transcript is spliced from 9 exons. The coding region runs from base 1 to 1353 and encodes 450 amino acids. Gene Ontology annotation, molecular function: acetylcholine-gated monoatomic cation-selective channel activity; transmembrane signaling receptor activity.
AUGUCGGAAUACCGGUGUACUGGUCUAGGUCCAGGUCAGUGCUCUCCUGAUGAGAUGAGGCUGGUAAAGAAUCUGUUUAAAGGCUAUAACAAGGUGGUCCGUCCCGUCAGCCAUUUCAACGACUCUGUGGUGGUGACUGUCGGGCUGCAGCUCAUCCAGAUCAUCAAUGUGGAUGAAGUUAAUCAGAUUGUCACCAGUAACGUGCGAGUAAAGCAGCAAUGGAAGGAUGUGAAUCUGAACUGGAAUCCGGACGACUACGGAGGAAUCAAGAAGAUUCGAAUUCCCUCCACCGAUAUCUGGAAACCAGAUUUAGUGCUUUAUAACAAUGCUGAUGGAGAAUUUGCCAUCGUGCACGAGACAAAGGUCUUGCUGGAACACACCGGGCUGAUCACCUGGAAUCCUCCGGCCAUCUUUAAGAGCUACUGUGAGAUCGUUGUAGUUUAUUUCCCUUUCGACCUGCAGAACUGCAGCAUGAAGCUCGGCAUAUGGACCUACGACGGCAACCUGGUUGUCAUCAACCCGGACAGUGACCGCCCAGACCUCAGUAACUUUAUGGAGAGCGGCGAGUGGGUGAUGAAGGACUACGGGAGCUGGAAACACUGGGUUUAUUAUGCAUGUUGCCCAAACACACCAUAUCUGGACAUCACCUAUCACUUCCUGAUGCUCAGACUGCCGUUGUACUUCAUCGUCAACGUCAUCAUCCCAUGCAUGCUUUUCUCCUUCCUCACCGGCCUCGUCUUCUACCUCCCUACUGACUCCGGUGAGAAGAUGACCCUGAGUAUCUCGGUCCUUCUGUCUCUCACUGUGUUCCUGCUGGUGAUCGUAGAGCUGAUCCCGUCCACCUCCAGCGCCGUCCCGCUCAUCGGCAAAUACAUGCUCUUCACCAUGAUCCUUGUCAUUGCCUCCAUCAUCAUCACCGUCAUCAUCAUAAACACGCACCACCGCUCUCCCAGCACACAUACUAUGUCUCCCUGGGUUCGCAAGCUGUUCAUCGAUACCAUUCCGAACUUCAUGUUCUUCUCCUCCAUGAAGCGUCCAUCUCAGGAGCGGAAAGGCAGACAACGUUUUCCUAAAGACUUCGACAUCUCGGACAUCUCCGGAAAACCCGUGCCGACUUCCGUUACGUUCCAGUCGCCCAUCAUCAAAAACCCGGACGUUCAGAGCGCCAUAGAGGGCGUCAAGUACAUCGCAGAGACUAUGAGAGGUGACGAAGAGUCCAACAACGCUUCUGAGGAGUGGAAGUUCGUGGCCAUGGUGCUGGAUCACAUUCUGCUCUGCGUGUUCAUGGCCGUGUGUAUCAUCGGGACUAUUGGAGUCUUUGCCGGACGCCUCAUAGAGCUCAACAUGCUGUGAGUCAGAAAUUCCCCGGAGGCCUGAAGUAAAGCCUGGGGCUGGAUUUCUACACCAUCCACCAUGACACAGCUUUCUGCUGGGCUGCACUGGCGUCCGAGUACGAUUGUGUCGGACGCUGACGGCGCACCGAGCCUAGUUUACUGCUGAAAGCUCAGAUUCACACAUGAUCUUGUCAUGAUGAGUCAUAAUAAUUUCCUGACUAACACAUAUUUUGAAGAAAUCUGCACCCUCAAUCAUAUUCUUUAGAAAUUCAUUAGUUUGUAAUAACAAUCUUGAUUGACUGAACCUUUUUUUUCUUCAUGUUGGUCUAACCUUUGCUUCAUCCUUACGCUAAUAUCAGCGUCAAACUUAUCACGUAGUAUCGUAUAUUUAAAAAAACGUCGCAUUUCUGGAAGUUUCAGUCUGACAUCUUCACUACGUCUGCAGCGUGUUUCUCAUCGACGCGACGUUGAACGUCGGCUGGAAAACAACGAGCGAGAAAGGAAUUAAACUCGCAGAAAUGCAAAAUUGCUAAACUCACAAAUAUUUUAACACGAAUGUCUUUCAGGGUGAAGUUUUCCUUCAUUGGCGCAGUUUCUUUCUUUUCUUUACGGUUUACUGUUGGCACUUUGAUGGCCGUGUGAACAGGUGAUUAUUGAGAUUUUGUUUUUGCCUAAUAUUUGGUUCUGGUUUGAAUAUUUUUGGUCCCGCAAAAUCACAGAUAAUGUACAAAGACUGUGUUUUUCACUAGACUGAUUCUUUUUAUUUGUGACAAAAUAAUUGACUUUUAGUUAGUGAUAUAUAUAGUGAUAUAGUGACGUGACAUACGGAUAAGUAUGGUGACCCGUACUCAGAAUUUGUUCUCUGCAUUUAACCCAUCCAAAGUGCACACACACACACACACACCGUGAACACACACCCGGAGCAGUGGGCAGCCAUUUAUGUUGGGGGGGGUUCGGUGCCUUGCUCAAGGGCACCUCAGUCGUGGUAUUGCCAGCCCGAGACUCGAACCCACAACCUUAGGGUUAGGAGUCAAACUCUCUAACCAUUAGGCCACAACUUCCUGUGUGUAUUGAAACAAAAACUGCAAACUAAAUGCCUGACAAUUUUACAAGGCAUAUUUCAAGGGAAAUUUCUACAACUCUUUGCCCAUUAGUGAACAUGAGAGUGAGAUUAGCUGUUUAUUAUGCAUUUAUUCAUUUUCUAUGGCUUAUCCGAACUACCUCAUGUGCCUAUCUCAGGCAUCAUCGGGCAUCAAGGCAGGAUACACCCUGGACGGAGUGCCAACCCAUCACAGGGCACACACACACUCUCAUUCACUCACACACUCACACACUACGGACAAUUUUCCAGAGAUGCCAAUCAACCUACCAUGCAUGUCUUUGGACCGGGGGAGGAAACCGGAGUACCCGGAGGAAACCCCGAGGCACGGGGAGAACAUGCAAACUCCACACACACAAGGCGGCGGUGGGAAUCAAACCCCCAACCCUGGAGGUGUGAGGCGAACAUGCUAACCACUAAACCACCGUGCCCCCCCCAGCUGUUCAUUAUUUAGUGUUAAUUACAUUUACUUUCUUUGAACAGCGCUGUUUGAGUUUGAAAUCCCAGUUUUGCAUGAACGUAUUUGUAAUAUGUUUGUCCAUUAUCUAUUUUUAUACCCGUUAGUAGGAGCACAGUCCAGUUGAUCAGGACAGCGGAGAGAUUUUUAAUGUGCGUCAUGAAUGGGGUCAAAGGUCACAAGAUCCUAUAAAGUUACACCCCAAAAUGUGUGUAUUGGGCAUUAUUUCUUCUACUCCUACUGUGUGUUUUUUUAUAUAUAUAUUUAGUUUUUUUCCACAUGACGACACGAUUGAAUGCAAACUUGAACAUGCUUUCUUUGUUCCAUUUGCCUGUGAGAUUGUGAGGCUUUGAUUUCUUUUCUCAAAACAACCAUCCUGACCUCCACGAUCACGCCGCUUCAUCGUUUUCACUCAAACGUAUGAAGCGAAUCGUUUUUUUGUGCUGAUUUUUUUUAUCUUUCUUAUCGUAUUGCAUGUACACCGUGUCGCAUGAUAAAAGUUUUCAGACCAACGCCGGGGACCUUGAAUCAGACGAUUUAGACGGCAAGAACUUUUUUUAAUAUAUAUU